This is a messenger RNA of Copidosoma floridanum, 6224 nucleotides long. RefSeq lists its product as uncharacterized. Gene Ontology annotation, cellular component: nucleus. The record is from RefSeq and is a predicted model, not a curated record. Lineage: Eukaryota; Metazoa; Arthropoda; Insecta; Hymenoptera; Encyrtidae. Gene Ontology annotation, molecular function: nuclear receptor binding; protein dimerization activity. Gene Ontology annotation, biological process: positive regulation of transcription by RNA polymerase II; cellular response to hormone stimulus.
UACUCGAGAUCGUUAAAGUGGUGCGGUUAGCGGCGCAAACGAGCCGAAAUACACACACGAAUAUUAUACUUGGUGAGCCGAUGAUUGAGCGAAUAUAAAUUGGUCGACUAUUGAUUGUGGCUAGUUAACAAAUAAGGAAAGUGGUGGUGUGACACAAUAACUGAUAUAUACCUACAUACAUAACGCCAAGGACGCAAAGUGUGUGUGACAGUAAAAAAUAUAAAAAAAGUCGAAGAAGAAGUCGCGAUUGCCGGUGUUCUGCAACAUUACAAGUGUAUUGGCGGCAAUCGCGUACUCGGUGUGGCCCCGUACAAUAAAAAAUAACCACAAGCCGCUACCACGUCGACAACGACGGGUCAUCCCUGCAAGCUCUUCGAUCCGUCGUCUAUCCUCGAUGAGAGGAGGCACAUGUCAAUUGCUACUGCCAACAAUGCAGGGCCUGGCCCAUAUAAACUGGGUGAUGACCCAUACAACUGGGCCAAUAUGAGCGGAAUAAGUGGCAACAACACGAAAAAGAGAAAGAAAUCAGAUGCCAAGUCUCAAUCGCAAAUCAACAAGUGCCUUAAUGAGAAGAAGCGCCGGGAAACGGAGAACCACUACAUCGAGGAGAUCUACGAGCUGCUCACCUAUAUGUUUCCCGAGGAUAUGAACACUCGCGCCAAACUCGACAAAUGUCAGAUUCUUCAGAAGGCUGGUAUUCGGUUGCAAUUACCGCCCGAAGAUCAGUCUACGCAUCACAUUGUUUCUAAUGUGCGUAAAAGGAUUCUCGGACCUGUAAUACUUCAGGCUAUAAAAGGCUUUGUGUUCAUAUCGACUAGUGAAGGGCGACUGUUACACGUGACGGACAACAUUGCCGAUUUCAUAAGAUUUACCAAGGAAGAUGUGGUCGGAAAGGAUAUUUACAAUAUUAUUCAUCACGGAGAUCAUCAGUCCUUCUUACCGAACGCUUUUCCAAUGUCAGUAGGCUGGCCAAAAGACCACACGAAGCGCAACUCUUUCGAAUGCCGGUUUCUGGUAAAGCCUCCCGAUGAUAAGGACGCGACUAUGGAAGAGAAGCAGCAACGCGUCUCAAAGUACGAACUCAUGCACGUGACCUCGAUCGUCAUCUAUCCGAACGCGGACGGCGAGGACGACAGCGACGAUCUGAGCAACAGCGCCGAUCUCGGGCCGUGCGUCAUUUGCAUCGCCCAGCGCCAGAGCCUCGACGAGCGGCGCGUCGGCAGCUUCAUCCUCAAGCUAGAUCGGCACUUCAAGAUAUUGAGCAUCGACGCUUCCCAGCUGGGACAUCCUUACGCAACCUACCUAUCCAAGGAUAUCCUGGUUGGAAAGAAUUUACAAGAUCUGUGCUACCCGCCCGAUCAAGACAAACUGAAUGAGCACUUGCAAAAUGUACUGGGCAACGAAAACGAUGCCCUUGUCAGCGCCUGUUAUCGAAUAGCCAUCGGCUCUGACACGCUUAUCAGUGUACGAACAAAGUCGAAGAUCUUUAAGGACAAACAUGACAGGAGCGCGGAUUUUAUAAUGGCCACUAGCUCGAUUUACAGGGAUUCCGAUUUCUACGAGGGUGGCCAAAUACCGAACAAUUCGAAACUCUGCAUGGGACACUCGAGUUUGCGCAACGCGAUCAGUACGGGUAGUGCCAACAGCGGUAGCAGCAACAACAAUAACAACAAUAACAACAACAACAACAACAACAACAACAACAACAACAACAACAACAACAACGUAGGGGGGCCACUGAUGUCGGUGGCUAGCCAGUUGAACGGUUUAGGGGCCAGCGUGGGCUUGGGCCCCGGCUCCGUGCGCUCUGGCAAUCCCGUGGUGAACUCGGGCUUCGGAGUCAGCGCCGAGACGUCCUUCAACCACUUUAACUCGUCGGGAAUGGACCUCGACUUUGACCUGUUCCCGAGCUCAAGCCUCGAGCUCGACAGCACCGCGAACUUCUGGAACUCGGUCGACAGCGUGCGCCCGGACUCGCGGAGCAGCAACCACAGCGGUAUCCAGCCGAGCAGCAGCAGUUCGACGACGCAGCAGCAAUCCGUGCAGUCGAUGACGCCUACGUCGCAGCAGCCGUCGCAGCCCGGCUCGCGGCCGUCCUCGCAGCCGAACGCGGCCUCGGCCUCGCCCCAGGCCCAUCAAACGACCGCCCCGGCCGUGCCCUCGCACUGCAGCCCCCUGCCCGCCUUUAGUCCGGGUAGCGCGGCCCAUCCCUUCGGCAACUCCUUUCCCUUCAGUCCGCUGCAGGAGACACAGAGUGCGAGCCUUGGUGGGUCGGGGCCCUCGGCGUUACAGCACGCGGGCCAGCCCAGCCCCAUGGAGCACAGGCCAAACGGGCCGCUGCAGCCCGACGAGCUGCAGCAUCAGUCACAGCUCCACCAGCAGCAAAAACAGCAGCAGAAACAGCAGCCGUCGUCCCAACCACAGCCGCAGGCCGGCAUGGAGUCGGGUAGGCUGCGAAAUCUGCUGACCAAGGGCAAUAGUAGCAGUAGUAGCAGUAGCGCCAACGACGAGGCGGGUGGAGGACAUGACGGUAACUCGUCGACGGCCAACGAGGGAAAGUCGACGAACACGAUACUCAAGAUCCUACUCAAACCGGACGAGGAUGGUUACCAUUCGCCGGAGCACGCGGGCUCGAAGUGCAUGCGCAGUCGGUUACCGAUCAGCCAGGUGCAGUCGCAAUCACAGCACAAAUCCGUACAACACGAGCCCUCCAAGCCCGGCAAUACGAUGCUCCUACAGCUGCUCAACGAAAAGUCAGAUGACGACGGUGAUAAGGAGGCACGGGAGUCGAUGAAAAACAGAAAUGAGCUGCUCACGCGACUUUUGAAGGAUUCUGAGGACGCGAGUAAACAUCAAAAUGUGAAACGAGAGGAAGAUCCUCUUUUGCGAGGUCUCGGCUUUCGAAACGUUUCGCCGACGACGUCGCAGAUGGAUCACGGCAAUGUAGCGAGCACAGCACACAAGAGGCCAGGGGAGGAUUCCGAUCACGGGUUGUCGGCGAAACGGCUGAUCGAUAACUCGCUAGUCACUAGCCAAUCGACGAUGAAUAAGGCAAACGCGAAAUUCAAUAACAACAAUAACAAUAAUAACAACAACAACAACAACAACAACAACAGCAGUAAAUCAUCGACGACGACGACGGCGGCGACGACGACAAUGACAGCAACGACGACGAUAACGACGUCAACGACGACGACGACGACGUCGACGAGUAAACUGUGGGAAAAGAACAAGAUGCUGGCGUCGUUACUAGCCAAGGACACGCCGCAGGUAUCGUCAGUGCCUUCCGUGCCCGCUGAUGUGAUAUCGGCUGUUCCUCAAACGAAAUUGCCUCGUAUGCUUAAAUCGGCACCGCCAACGCCACCGCAAGUUCAACAGCAGCAACAUCAACAGCUUCAACAGCCGCAGGCGUGGACGAGUUUGCAGUCGGUGGUUGGCGGUAAUGCGUCGACACCCAUAACCACCAUGUCCAAUCGGGGACCCAUGCAAAAUCAGUCGCGACAAAUGCUUCGGCAACCAACGAAUAUGUACCUUAAUCAUCUGCAGCAACAACAGCAUCAGCAGCAGCAACAGAGGCAAAUGGAUAUGGAGGCGGAUUUCUUAAGCAAUCAGGGUUAUAGUCAGCAAAAUACGGAUCUUUCCUCAUGGGGCCCUCAAUCUACUCUAGAUCCGGAUCUUUCCGAGAUUUUAGAUCAAGUCAUAGAAAUUGCACCAGAAGGUAUGGAAAAGAUUACAUAUAGUGAAAGAAAUUAUAAUUCUGCGAUAGUUAGUUUAUUGGAGGAAACGCAGCGAAAUGAAAAACUGGUGAUAAACGCCAUACAAAAAUCGUUGAUGCAGUGGGAAUCUACUAACUCUACGUCUUCCAACCUCCCAAUGACUGGUACUCCUCCAGCUUAUUCGUCUACGUUGACGAGUACGCCUGUGACGUCGAGUCAUAAUUACCAGCCGCCGCCGAUGUAUCAGCAGCAGCCACAGCAACAAUCUCAAUCACAACAGCAGCAGCAACAACAGCAACAACAGGUGCGAAUGCGAUUGAACGCGUCGCAGCAGCAGCAACAGCAACAGCAACAGCAGUCUGGAAUCCGGCAAUCUGCUGCACAGUUUACGGCACAAGCGCAGCAGCAACAGCAGCAGCAACUGCAGAUGCGGCAGAUGAAGAUGCAGCAACAGCAUCAGGAGCAACUGAGGAAGAGGCUAUUGCAAGCACAGCAGCAGCAACAGCUGCUGAUACCGUCAAAUGCAACGGCCACGGAGCAAAUAGCGACCGGCAUUCAAAAUAUCGAUAGCCUUAUGAACUCCGUGGCGCCGAAUGUUACGUUGCAGGUAUGGGGCAAUUCUAAGAGAUCGAGUGUGCCAGAACCACAAGUAUCACCAAAUUAUGGAGGAUCCGUCCAGAUGUCACAAGGGCAACACCGCCUUACACACUCGUACUCCCAUCCCAGCACGUUACCUCAGCACCCCGCUGUAAAUAACAAUUUUGCCAGUGGUCAACAAGUCUCAGCAUCGUCGAGACUAUCGCCGCACUCCCCAGCUGGUGUGAUGCCGUUUUCUCACCCACAACCGUUGUCUCCCAGGGUGACGUCACAGGGUAAUUACGCUACCAGUCCACGGAUGUUCAAUCAAGUGCGACAACAACAGCAGCAACAACAGUCAGGCCAACAGCCACCAAGUAUGCAGCAACAGCAGAGGUCGAUGUCGUCUCCGGGUACACCGAUCUCGCGGCAAUCUCCCUUCCCUGCUGAGCCCUUCCCACCCCCGGCGUCUCCCACGGCCAGUCAGUUCUCCCCGGUGCCCAACGCCGCUGCCACGAAUUCCCCGGCGCAGUAUCGGCUGCAGCGCACAUCUUCCACGCCGUCCUCCGCAACGCAAUUAUCAGGUGGGGUCGGCUCGCCCUGUCAUUAUGGCGGCGUGAGCAAGGAGCAACCUUUAUUAUCGCCUAGUCAUCCCCUAACGGGUUGUCCCACGACACCGACUCAUAAUCAACACAACGCCAACAAUACCCAACACUUUACAAACCAUCAACAACACUCAUCUAUGUUAUACCACAACGCCGGUGGCGUACCGAGUAGUCAGUACUGUUACGAUCGGACGUCGGUUAAUUUGUAUCAGUCGGGACCCGGGGAUGCGCAAGACAUUAGGCAUCCGCCUUCCAGUAAUCCUGCUAGUCACCAAAUCGGUGGUAACACGAGUAGCACAGGUGGUAUUAAUUCCGAGUACGUGCGUAAAGAGCUGAGGACGGUGGUGGACGCCCGGAUGCAGCAGCAACAGCAGCAGCAAAGGAUACCCAAUAGCCUUCAGAACAACCUGACCAGUCAGGUGUCGCAGGAAGAUUUGGAGUCUCUUGGCCUGAGUUACGACAUGACGCCAGGUGAUGCGUUGGUUAGCGAUGGCUCUGCCAAAAGUUGGGCCGGAAGCGGUACCCCCUCAUCCUCCAGGACUACUAUGGAAGAGGCGGCCCGAGGUGAUCCAAAGUCUGCGUCGCUGCUGCAGAAGCUACUGUCGGAGUGACUGGUGGCUGUGACUCGCUGCAGUAAGCAGAUCCGCGUGAUGUCCAUUUUUGGGAGUAUGAGUUUCAUACCGAGUAAACGAUGAUGAGGUGACGAGGACCUCCGGACCGCGAAGGGAAUGAACCGCGUCGCCGUAUCGCAAACAAAUAAGGAAGCUUCGAUGAUCAUCGGAAAAGAAAUGAAACGACAAAACGAAAAACGCCCUAUACGUAACGGAUACUGUUGUAUUAUAUAAUAUACAUGUAAUGUGUAAUUACCAUGUUGAGAGAGUAUAUGGGAGUCGUGUAAGUGUUGAGAGAGGAUACAUGAAAUCGUGUGUCACUCUCUCUUUCGCGCAGGCCAAACGCAAUCGGUAACUGUUAUAUAUUUAUGUGCAAGCAAAGGAAGAGGGAAGUAUGUACGUUAUAGACGCGCGACGCUCUCGCGGAUUUGGCUAUCGAAGUCUCCGGUGACGAGGAAUAAUCGAAUUAGGAAAAAAUUUUAUUGAAUACGAAUUGCGCGUGUAUUCGUUUUAUAUUGUUUCGACGUUGCACAUUUGAUGUGUCAAGGAAUACGUGUGAGCUGCAAAUAGCAAGGCAUUGCAUGUGAUACAUGGAUUUUAUACACAGGAACCCUAUCGUGCUCGAGACUCGCCCUAUUCUUUUUCUCCCUCCCCCGCACUGUAUCUCUGGCAUUUAAAGUACACACGAGAAGAAAAAAAAAAAAAAAAAAGAGAGA